AUGUACUACGUCACUCAGAUUGACACCAACAUCCAUAUUGACACCAACACCCAUAUUGACACAAACACCCACAUUGACACAAACACCCACAUUUACACCAACACUCACAUUGACAACAACACCCACAUUGACACCAACACUCACAUUGACACACACACACACAUUGACACCAACACCCACAUUGACACCAACACUCUUAUUGACACCAACACUCACAUUGACACCAACACUCACAUUGACACCAACACUCACAUUGACACCAACACCCACAUUGACACCAACACUCACAUUGACACCCACACUCACAUUGACAACAACACUCACAUUGACAACAACACUCACAUUGACAACAACACCCACAUUGACACCAACAACCACAUUGACACCAACACUCACAUUGACAGCAACACUCACAUUGACAGCAACAACCACAUUGACACCAACAACCACAUUGACAACAACACUCACAUUGACACCAACACUCACAUUGACACCAACACUCACAUUGACAGCAACAACCACAUUGACACCAACACUCACAUUGACACCAACACUCACAUUGACACCCACACCCACAUUGACACCAACACUCACAUUGACACCAACACCCACAUUGACACCAACACUCACAAUGACACCAACACUCACAUUGACACCCACACUCACAUUGACACCAACACCCACAUUGACACCAUCACUCACAUUGACAACAACACCCACAUUAACAACAACACUCACAUUGACACCAACACUCACAUUGACAACAACACUCACAUUGACACCAACACUCACAUUGACAACAACACCCACAUUGACAACAACACUCACAUUGACACCAACACUCACAUUGACACCAACACUCACAUUGACACCAACACUCACAUUGACACCAACAACACUCACAUUGACACCAACAACACUCGCAUUGACACCAACAACACUCACAUUGACACCAACAAUCACAUUGACACCAACAACACUCACAUUGACACCAACAACACUCACAUUUACAACAACACUCACAUUGACAACAACACUCACAUUGACACCAACAAAAUUAUUGACACCAACACUCACAUUGACACCAGCACCAAUACUGACUCCCACAUCCAUAUUGACACAAACACCUUUAUUGACAGCAACACGCCUAUUGGCACAAACACACACAUUGACUCCCUCAUCCAUUAUGACACCCGUACCGAAAUUGACACCCACACCCACAUUGACACCCGAAAACCACAUUGA
This is a messenger RNA of Mya arenaria, 1245 nucleotides long. RefSeq names its product sialidase-like. NCBI's taxonomy places the organism in Eukaryota, Metazoa, Mollusca, Bivalvia, Myida, Myidae. The record is from RefSeq and is a predicted model, not a curated record. Bases 1 to 1245 code for a protein of 414 amino acids. The transcript has 2 exons.